Molecule: messenger RNA, 1782 nt
Organism: Penicillium verrucosum
Lineage: Eukaryota; Fungi; Ascomycota; Eurotiomycetes; Eurotiales; Aspergillaceae
Exons: 3
Coding region: 1-1782 (593 amino acids)
Source: RefSeq, a predicted model, not a curated record
AUGAUCAGUGAAGCCUCAGAUACCCCAUUUAACGACACCUCGACCAAAAUGGGGCCCAGGACCUAUCUGACCACUGGUCUGAGGCACCUAAACAAGCCCCGCAGCCUGGAUCCCGGUGAAACCUUCAUUGUCCGGUACAAGAAUUCCCUUCGUCAGUACAGAUCCGACGUCUGGAUUGGCGUGGUUUUAUCGGAUCAAUUCGGCCCAACCAGACAUAUCUCUCGCCGCCCUGUUGGUGCCCAGCCGACUGAGGGUGAGUGGAUGACGCAUCUGAAAGACCGGGUGUAUUCCGUGUAUCUUCCCGGGCGAAACAUGUACAAAUGGGUCGGACUCCAGGAUAUCUUUGUCCUCAACGAGAAGACAAUCAACGUUCUUCGACGUGCCGGGAGAGAGCUAGAUGCCAAGGUCUGGGAUGAUCUGAUGGACAUCAUCCGAACUAAGCCCGGGCUGGAUUUCUGGAAAAACAUGGCUCUUCAGGAACAAGGCGCCAAAGGAAAACGAGGCAAGGAACUCCGGCUUGUGUUACCGAGUGGCCAUGAAGACCUUGUCUCCGGCGGAGAAAGCCAUGGUCACUCCGAGUCUGACGAGGAAGAUGAAGAGGACAAAGAUGACGCUCAAGAUGAACAUAAAGAAGUUCCAUCAGAUGGAGUGGAGCCUAAUACUGAUGUUGUACCUCGCUCAUCUAAUGAGCAAACAACUAUCAGGUCAUUUUCCAACGCGCGUUCUGCGCAUGGUGUUCAGUUCAGGCAACCGUUGAAAUUGUUUCACGAUGCCAACACCACUUCAUCUCCAUCUGAAAAAGUCACUUUUGCAGACAGAGAGGGUUCCAGCUUAGGGAUGACCUGGAAAUUCAACCCGUGUCCCCCUCUGCCUCCCACUUCUUCUCAUUCUCUCCCAACCCCACCGGCGUUUACCCCACCAACCAGCAUGACUCAAGGCACGGUGCCUAAGGUUGAGAGUACUAGUGGUAGUGUUAUUACCACUACUAAUGCUGGUAUUGCUACUACCGGUGGCCGUGUUUCAGACAUGACACCCCAGCAACCCGCUGCGGAGUUCUCAAUCUUUGAUUUGACCCUCAGCCAGGCUCUGAACCAUGUCUUCCUGAAUCAAAGUGAAGCCGCCAAGGUCACCGAUGUGUUCAUAGGCGCUGUGGCUCUUGAGAAACAGCCUGAGCGCUUGCAGAUUCGUGAAUACUUAGCAGAUGGAGAAUUCCGCCCUCGCCUGAUCACACUGAAAACCUCCGGCUUCUCUCAUCCCACUCCAUUCCCAGCCCUGGAUUCCAACAGCAGCACCACCACCUUCCGCGUGGUUGGCGACCAAAUGGGAAUUGGUCAGAACUUCAAACUGCAGGGCGUGAGCAACAGCCUCGAUCUGGAAAACGCCAUUACCACCCUCGGAAGAGUAUACCUUCAAGCCCGCCGUUUUGGCCUGAUGGAUUUGGUUUAUCGAAUUACAUUCAAGCUCCAAGUCGCCUGGAACUGCUACCCGGAGCUAUACCAAUCCAAACCUCUCCUCGAAGUUGCGUCUCUUGCCUUCGCCGGUCGUAUGGAGUUUGAUGAGGCUGAAUGCGACUACCUCCAGUCAUGGCUCAUUCACUUCAUUGCCGAGGCCUCCGACUUGCUCACAUACAACGCCAACGAGCAGUUCUGGGCGUUGUUGCGAUCUCAUCCGAAGCUUCAAGACAAAGUCCUCGAUCUUCGCACCGUCGCUCACAUCCAUAACCCGGAGUUGUAUGGGAAUACCCGUGCCCUCCUUGAGAGCCGCGGUCUGGGAAUCUUCUGA